GUUCCUGGGCGAGGCUCACGUGCCCCUGCGCGAGGUGCUGUGUGCCCCAGCACUCGCAGCCACCUUCAACCUGCCCCUGCUCGAUGCCCGCGGCCACAGCACCGGGGCCUUACUGCUGCUGCAGGUGUCCUACAUCCCCCCACCGGGCGCUGUCCCCCCAUGUGUCCCCAUGGCCCCCCCGGAGCCACCACCCCCUGCUGCUGACCUGGACAUGGGCACUGAGCCAUCCGGACAGGAGGACAUGGAGGACCAGGUGGUGCCAGGGGACGAGACGGAGCCUUCAUCCUCCUCGGGGCCACCAGGGGUUGAACCACCUCAGAUGCCCCAGAGGCCCUCCUUGACCCACCUGCAUGGGGGGAAGAGGAGGAGGACCUCAACUAAAAAGCCUUUGGCCAACAAGCCACAGGAUUUCCAGAUCAGAGUGAGGGUGAUUGAGGCUCGGCAGCUUCCUGGGGUCAACAUCAGGCCCGUGGUGAAGGUGACAGCUGCAGGACAGACCAAGAGAACACGGAUCCGCAAAGGCAACAGCCCCUGCUUUGAUGAGACCUUCUUCUUCAAUGUCUUCGAGUCACCAUCAGAGCUGUUUGAUGCUCCAAUCUUCCUCACGGUCGUGGAUUCUAGGUCAUUCCGCAUGGACUCGGUGCUUGGGGAGUUCAGGAUGGACGUGGAGACAGUUUACUCAGAGCCAAAACAUGCUUUCCUCAGGAAGUGGCUCCUCCUCUCUGACCCUGAGGACUUCUCUGCAGGGGCCAAGGGGUAUCUGAAGGUCAGCGUCUUCGUGCUGGGACCUGGAGAUGAAGCUCCUCUGGAAAAAAAGGAGGUCUCUGAGGAGAAGGAAGACAUUGAGGCCAACCUCCUGCGCCCCACUGGGGUUACUUUGCGUGCUGCCAAUUUCUGCCUCAAGAUCUUCAAGGCCGAAGAUCUGCCACAAAUGGAUGAUGCUGUGAUGGACAAUGUCAGGCAGAUCUUUGGCUUUGAGAGCAACAAGAAGAACCUGGUGGAUCCCUUUGUGGAGGUCACCUUUGCUGGCAAGAUGCUCUAUUCGAGGAUUCUGGAGAAGAAUGCCAACCCCCAGUGGAACCAGUGCCUGACUCUACCAGCCAUGUUCCCUUCCAUGUGUGAGAAGAUGAGGAUCCGUGUGACUGACUGGGACCGUGUGACACACAACGAUGUCAUCGGCACUGCUUACCUGGCCAUGUCCAAGAUCUCAGCCCCUGGAGGGGACCUGGAGGGUAAGGAGGGGCAGCAGGGUGGGCCUCUGAAGGCCUCAGACCUGGAUGAUGGACUUGGAUUCCUACCAACCUUUGGCCCUUGCUACGUCAACCUCUAUGGCAGCCCCAGGGAGUUCACUGGCUUCCCUGACCCCUAUGAGACCCUCAACUUGGGAAAGGGCGAGGGAGUGGCAUAUCGUGGCAGGAUCCUGGUGGAGCUGGAGACCAAACUGGUGGAGCAUGUGGAGCAGAAGGUGGAGGAUAUUUCUGCAGAUGACAUCCUGAGGGUGGAGAAGUACCUCCGGCGCCGGAAGUACUCCCUGUUCGCUGCCUUCUACUCGGCCACCAUGCUGCAGGAUGUGGCUGACGCCAUCCAGUUUGAGGUCAGCAUCGGCAACUACGGCAACAAGUUUGACACCACCUGCUUGCCCUUGGCCUCCACCACCCAGUACAGCCAGGCUGUCUUCGAUGGGUGUCAAUACUACUACCUGCCCUGGGGCAACGUGAAACCUGUGGUGGUGCUGUCAUCCUACUGGGAGGACAUCAGCUACAGGACUGACGCCCAGAACCUGCUCCACCAUGCAGCAGACAGGCUGGAAGCAAACCUGGAGAAGCUGCAGGUGGCUCUGAAGUCCAAACGUUCUCCCAGUGAGUUGGAGGCCUUGGCAGGACAACUCCUGAAUGAUGUCAUUGCUGACUGCAGCCUGUCCCUUCCUGAUGUCUUUGGAAGAGCAUCCAGCACCCACCUGGACCAGAAGAUGUUCCAGUUCCGCAAUUCCCACCUGGAGAAGAUUCAGAAGGAAGCUCUGAAGCUCAAACAUGAAGACCUGAACCUGUCGGUGGUCCUGGAGCAGGCUGAGGACUGGUUAUCCCACCUCAGGGCCAUGGCAGAGGAGCCCCAGAACAGUCUCCCUGACAUCGUGAUCUGGAUGCUGCAGGGACACAAACGUGUGGCCUAUGCUCGUGUUCCUGCUCACGAGGUCCUCUUCUCCAGGAACAUCUCCAACUGCUGUGGCAGGAACUGUGGGAAGCUCCAGACCAUCUUCCUCAAGUACCCCCAGGAGGAAGCCAUGGGGCCACGGAUCCCAGCGCAGAUUCGGGUGCAGCUCUGGUUUGGACUCGCAGUGGAUGAGAAGGAAUUCAACCAGUAUGCCGAGGGGAAACUCUCUGUCUUUGCCGAGACUUAUGAGAACCAGACCAAGCUGGCACUGGUGGGCAACUGGGGCACCACUGGCCUGACCUAUCCCAAGUAUUCUGAUGUUACUGGCAAGAUCAAACUGCCUAAGGACAGCUUCAGGCCCUCCACGGGAUGGACCUGGGCUGGAGACUGGUUCAUCUGCCCAGAGAAGACGUUGCUGCAUGAUGUGGACUCAGGACACCUGAGCUUUGUGGAGGAGGUGUUUGAGAACCAGGUCCGUCUCCCUGGAGGACAGUGGAUCCACAUGACUGAGCCCUACACUGAUGUGAAUGGGGAGAAGGUCCUGCCUAAGGAGGAGAUUGAAUGUACUGCAGGUUGGAAGUGGGAAGAUGUGGAGUGGGACAUAGACCUCAACAGAGCUGUGGAUGAGAAAGGCUGGGAGUAUGGCAUCACCAUCCCACCAGACCGCAAGCCCAAGGCCUGGGUGCCAGCUGAGAAGAUGUAUCACACCAACCGGCGCCGACGCUGGGUGCGGCUCCGACGAAGGGACCUGGCACAGAUGGAGGCAAUGAGGAAGCACAAGCAGGAGGAUAUGGAUGGAGAAGGUUGGGAAUAUGCUUCCCUCUUUGGCUGGCGCUUCCACCUCAAACAGCGCCGCACGGAUGCCUUCCGCCGCCGGCGCUGGAGACGCAGGAUGGAACCCCUGGAGCUCACUGGAGCUGCUGCUGUCUUUGCCUUGGAAGGAGCUCUGGGAGGAGUGACAGAUGACAAGAGUGAUGAUGGCAAAUCUAUGUCCACCCUCAGUUUUGGUGUCAACCGACCAACCAUCUCCUGCAUCUUUGACUGUGGGAACAGGUACCACCUCCGCUGCUACCUGUACCAGGCACGAGACCUCAUGGCCAUGGACAAGGACAGCUUCUCAGAUCCUUAUGCCAUUGUCUCCUUCCUCCACCAAAGCCAGAAGACAGUGGUGGUCAAGAACACCCUCAACCCCAUGUGGGACCAGACCCUCAUCUUCUAUGAGAUUGAGAUCUUUGGGGACCCUCAGAAGGUGUCUGAGUCUCCUCCCAACGUUGUGGUGGAGAUAUAUGACCAUGACACCUACGGAGCAGAUGAGUUCAUGGGACGCUGCAUCUGCAGGCCCAGCCUGGAACGUUCCCCACGGCUCUCCUGGCAUCCCAUCCUCAAGGCCAACAGGAAUGUGGGGGAGCUGCUGGCUGCCUUUGAGCUCAUCCAGAGGGAGAAGCCUGCUAUCCAUCACAUCCCAGGAUUUGAGGUAAUGACUGUCCUUAGGAUCCUGGAUGAGUCUGGAGACUCUGACCUACCCUACCCUCCACCCCAGCGGGAGCCCAACAUCUACAUGGUCCCACAGGGCAUCAAACCUGUCCUACAGCGCACGGCCAUUGAGAUCCUGGCCUGGGGGCUGAGGAACCUCAAGAGCUACCAGCUGGCCAGUGUCACCUCUCCCAGCCUGCUGGUGGAGUGUGGGGGGCAGCUGGUGCAGUCCUGUGUCAUCAGGAAUGUCAAGAAGAACCCCAACUUUGAUGUCUGUGUGCUCUUCAUGGAAGUGCGUUUGCCCAAGGAGAGCCUCUACAGUCCUCCCAUCAUCAUCAAGAUCAUUGACAACAGACCCUUUGGCCGAAGGCCUGUGGUGGGACAGUGCACCAUCCGCUCACUGGAGGACUUCUACUGUGACCCCUACCACGAGGAGACAGGUGGAACCCAGGAACACACAGAUGAUGUGAGCCUCACGCCCAGGGAUGAUGUCCUCAUUGACAUCGAUGACAGAGAGCCUCUGAUUCCUGUCCAGCUUGCCGAGGGCAUGACGAGCUCAGCACUAAUUAACAUCCCAACAUCGCUGCCUCAUGAGGAAGAGUUCAUUGACUGGUGGAGCAAGUUCUAUGCUUCCACGGGAGAGAGGGAAAAGUGUGGAUGUUACUUGGAGAGAGGAUUUGACACCCUCAAGGUGUAUGAGAUGGAGCUGGAGAAUGUGGAGGACUUCGAGCACCUCUCAGAUUUCUGCCACACCUUCAGGCUCUACCGAGGGAGGGCACAGGACUCCAGCGACGACCCAUCCGUGGUGGGCGAGUUCAAGGGUUCCUUCAAGAUCUAUCCUCUCCCCGAUGACCCACGGGUCCCACUGCCUCCUCGGCAGUUCCACCAGCUCCCGGCCAGAGGCCCUCAGGAAUGUCUCCUCAGGGUCUACAUCAUCAGAGCCUUCGACCUCCAGCCCAAGGACUCCAAUGGAAAGUGUGAUCCCUACGUGAAGAUUUCAGUGGGAAAGAAAUCCAUAAAUGACCAGGAGAAUUACCUGCCCUGCACGGUGGAGCCUGUGUUUGGGAAGAUGUUUGAGCUGAGCUGCACUUUGCCCCUGGAGAAGGACCUGAAGGUCACCCUCUAUGACUAUGACCUCCUGUCAAAGGAUGAGAAGAUUGGGGAGACCAUCAUAGACCUGGAGAAUCGGUUCCUGUCCAAGUAUGGGGCCCGUUGUGGCCUCCCCCAAACCUAUUGUGUCUCUGGCCCCAACCAGUGGAGAGACCAACUCCGACCUUCCCAGCUGCUCCACCUCUUCUCCCUGCAGCACAACUACAAGGCUCCCACCUACAUGUCUGACCGAAUCAUCUUCAGGGAUCAGGAGUACAUCCUCUCUGAGCUGGAGGAUGGCAAAGCCCCAAACCCCCACUUGGGGCCAGUGGAGGAGCGACUUGCCCUGUGUGUCCUGAGGAAACAGGGGCUGGUGCCGGAGCAUGUGGAGACCAGACGCCUCUACAGCCCUCUCCAGCCAGAGAUCGAGCAGGGAAAGCUACAGAUGUGGGUGGAUUUGUUCCCCAAAUCCCUGGGACAGCCUGGGCCUCCUUUCAACAUCUCUCCACGCAAAGCAAAGAGAUUCUACUUGCGCUGCAUCAUCUGGAACACAAAGGAUGUCAUCCUUGAUGACCUCAGCAUCACUGGGGAGAAGAUGAGUGACAUCUACGUCAAAGGCUGGCUGGUGGGGCAUGAGGAGAACAAGCAGAAGACAGAUGUGCACUACAGGUCCAUGGGGGGAGAGGGAAACUUCAACUGGAGGUUCAUCUUCCCCUUCGACUACCUCCCAGCUGAGCAGAUGUGUUAUGUGGCCAAGAAGGAGCAUUUCUGGAGCUUGGACAAGACAGAGAACAAGAUUCCACCACAGCUCAUCUUCCAGAUCUGGGACAAUGACAAGUUCUCCUUUGAUGACUAUUUGGGCUCAAUUCAGAUGGAUCUCAACAAGAUGCCCAAACCUGCCAAGACAGCUGAGAAAUGCUCCUUGGAGCUUCUAGAUAAUGCUUUGUCCUCCAGUCGCUUCGUGUCCCUCUUUGAGCAGAAGACAGUCAAGGGCUGGUGGCCAUGUGUGGCUGAGCAGGAGCAGAAGAAGAUUCUGGCGGGCAAACUAGAGAUGACUCUGGAAAUUGUGGCAGAACAGGAACAUGAGGAACGACCAGCAGGUGUGGGGAGGGAUGAGCCCAACAUGAACCCCAGGCUGGAGGACCCCAAGCGCCCAGAAACCUCCUUCCUGUGGUUCACCUCUCCCUACAAGACCCUGAAGUACAUCCUGUGGAGGAGGUACAAGUGGGUGCUGCUCCUCACCAUCCUCCUUCUCAUCGUGCUGCUCUUCCUGGGAAUCUUCAUCUAUGCCUUCCCGAACUAUGCUGCUAUGAAACUGGUCAAGCCUUUCAACUGA
This is a messenger RNA of Acanthisitta chloris (rifleman), 6049 nucleotides long. RefSeq names its product dysferlin (gene DYSF). The record is from RefSeq and is a predicted model, not a curated record. NCBI's taxonomy places the organism in Eukaryota, Metazoa, Chordata, Aves, Passeriformes, Acanthisittidae. Gene Ontology annotation, biological process: macrophage activation involved in immune response; monocyte activation involved in immune response; vesicle fusion. The annotation marks the transcript as partial. The transcript is spliced from 54 exons. Gene Ontology annotation, cellular component: membrane; T-tubule; cytoplasmic vesicle. Gene Ontology annotation, molecular function: calcium ion binding; calcium-dependent phospholipid binding.